AUGCCGGCCUCGACUGGUGCUGGGGCUAGCACUUUCAUGGUGCAGUUGCUGAACCUUUCCUCAGGGGAGCAGUUUUCUUUCCCUGCACAUCGAUGGCUGGCUCAGGACCGGGUUGAUGGGGAAAUACCUGUGGAGCUUCCUGUUUUACAGCAGGGUCAGCCUAUCCUUCCAGUGACUGUCUAUGAAGUCCAUGUGACAACAGGAGACCUGUGGAAUGCUGGAACUGAGGCUGAUGUCUAUAUUUCUAUCUAUGGAGAAAGAGGUGAUACAGGUUCAAGACAGCUGCUCAGGUCACAGAAAUCCAAGAAAUUUUUAAAAGGACAAACUGACAUCUUUGCUGUUGAAGCUGUGCACCUUGGACAUUUGUACAAGAUUGUUAUAGGACACAAUGGUCUUGGAUCAGGAAAUGGAUGGUUUCUGGACAAAGUUGUAAUCAAGGAUCCCAUAACAGAUUUGGAUUAUACUUUUCUAUGUCACAGGUGGCUGGAUCAGGGGCAGGAUGAUGGCAAUAUUGCUAGAGAACUGGCUGUGACAGAUGCCAGCACACUUCCAGGAAGUUUUUUUGAUGUAAAUGUCAAAAGGAGAAAUAUCUAUAUGUUCAGCAGUCAUCAGAUGCCAUGUCUUGCUCUCGCUCUUGUCAAUGGCAAUGUAACUGGAAAGAGUAAAGACAAGGCGUGCUGUAAGCUCCGUGUUCACCUUCAACCAAAUGGUUGUGCCAUUCUUGAGUCAGCCAGCUACCCAGGUCACAUUGUGACUUUCAAUCUUCAAGGUGAAGUAGCUGAUGAAACAACAGGAUAUGCUGGGAUUUCCAAAGAGUUUGUUGUGCAUGUCAAGGGUGUGUUUCAUCAUGGUGCCAUUAUUCUGCUCAACACAAGUCUCUGCCAGGCUCUUUCCCUUAGACCUGAUGGUAGCUGCAGUGGAGCAGGUCAGAAGCAGCAGGAAUCCUACUGGAAGGUGCAUAAAAUUGGCUCUGGACUCUGCAUGUUUGAAAGUGUGAGAAAACCAAGAAUGUAUCUGAAGAUCAAAGAUGACCGGUGUGAUGGAACAGGCACAGGUGAUGAAUACUGUCACUUUAAAGUUGAGAAGAAUUUGGAAACUGGAUCUAUAAGUCUAGAAUCAGUGCAAAAUAAAGGGAUAUAUGUUGGUCUCCUGCCAGAUGGCCAGACUAAACCAGUCGUUAACACUGGAGAGAGAAAUAUUUUUUUCUACCCACAGGUCAUCAAAUUUGGCCGGGAAGAACCUAUGGGAACCUCUGCAGCACCCAAUCAAGAGAAGAAAGACUUCAGAGAAUCUCGAUUCCAACCAGGAAAAGCCCAGAAGCUGGUAUCUCAAAGCCCUUCAACUCCCCCAUUCUCCAAGGAAAUGAGAAAUCCCCAAGGUGGUGAGCGUUCUCUUCCUUCAGAUGAUGAAUGGAAAGUGUCAAUACUGACAGGAAAUGCAGGAACUGAAGCGAAUGUUGCUCUCUGGAUAUAUGGACACAGAGGAGUAGCUGGACCAAUAACUCUUGGCGAGGACAACAGGAAGCAGCUGUUUCUUCCCAGGCAGGAAGAUGAAUUUCAGGUUGAAAUAAAAAGCAUUGGGAAAAUCUACAAGAUAAGAAUUGAAAUUGUUGGAUUACCAAAUGAACAACCAGAGUGGAACUUACAAAGGGUGACACUACAACAUCUAAAGAGCAAGAAAACACUGAAUUUUCCAGCAAACACACGGUUAUCAAAGAAUUGUGAUGGUAGAGGACUUCUCUGUGAACUUCCAGUAGUGGAAGCUGGAAAACCUAUCUAUCCAAUUGUUUUAUACCAUGUUUAUGUCUACACUGGUGACUUGGAGCAUGCUGAUACAGAUUCUGCAGUUUAUUUGUGUAUCUAUGGAAAAAGGGGAGAUUCUGGUCUAAGACUUCUGCAUAAAACUGGUAUGCCAGUGACAUUUCAGAGAAGAAUGGUCAAUGUUUUUGAAGUGGAAGCUGUAUCUCUUGGGAAGCUGCAGAAGGUGCUGUUGCGCUGUGAGGCCAAUACCAAGCCCCAGUACUGGUACUGUGAUAAAGUCGUUGUCAGAGAAGCCUCCAGCGACUCAGAAUAUGUUUUCAAUUGUGAAAGGUGGCUUCCAGUUAUGUCCCAAGGUAUAAUCCAAUCAGAAAUUGAGCUGUACCCUCAAGAGUUUAAAAAAAAUCAGCAUCUGAAAAUUCAAGAGGCAAAUGAAGGAGACUGGAAGAUUACUGUAGUCACUGGGGAUUUUGAAACAGCUGGCACAACAGCAACAGUAUCCCUUUACGCUUAUGGAGAGAACAAAGCUUCUGGUCCUAUUAUUUUGGGAUCUGGGAAACACCAGCUGUUUAAUCCCAGCAGUGAAGAUACAUUUAAGAUUAAUCUUGGAGAUCUUGGGCAGCUAUAUAAAAUCCGCAUUGGCCAUGACAACACUGGAAAUGAUCCCAGUUGGCACCUGAAGGAAGUCAAACUUGAAAGAGUAGUCCCUCGUUCUGAUGAAGAGAUUUGUCUCCCCAUAGAGUGCUGGCUUGCAGAAGACAAGGAUGAAGGUGAUACGUGGAGAGAAGUGGCAAUAAGAAACCCUGCAAAGGAGCUUUUGCCCUUGUUGGUGUAUGAGGUCCGUGUAUACACAGGUGCUGAACUUGGUGCUGAAACAGAUUCCAACGUUUAUAUCAACCUCAUUGGGACAAGAGGAGAUGCUGGCAAAAGGAAGCUCCACAGAUCUAAGAAUAAUAAUGUAAAAUUUCAACGUGGAGAGAUGGAUAUUUUCUGGAUAAAGGCUGUCUCACUGGGAGACUUGGAGAAAGUUCUGAUUAGCCAUGAUGGAGCUGGUCCAGGCAAUGGAUGGUUCCUGGAUAAGAUUGUCAUCAAACAUAAAGAAGGAGAGGAAGCUCAGGAGGUUGUAUUUCCUUGUAAUAGAUGGUUAGACGAAUGCCAAGAUGAUGGGAAAACUGAAAGGGAGCUAACUGCCAAUGAGGAUGGCAGUUCAAUGAAGGCGUUCCUCAAAGCACAACGGUGGAGAGUGCAGGUUAAAACAGAUGGAGAUUCCCCAGAGCCACAGGAGUGUAAAAGGACCCUUGUGAUUUAUGGCUCUAAGGGCAAAAGUGAUGAGCUUCUGCUUUCUCCACAAACCCCUGGCUAUGUGUGCUUUCUGCCCAGAGCAACUGAUGAAUUCACUGUUGAGACUGGAGAUCUGGGAGACGUAUACAAGAUUCGAGUCAGCUGUGAUGAUGUGCCAGGCUUUGAGGGUUGGCAUCUGAAGUCUUUUUGCUUAGAAGAGUUACACACAAAACAAGAGCUGAACUUUGACUGUAACUGCUGGCUCACUCUUAACAGAGAAGACAAGGAGCUGGUGAAAGAAUUCCCUGCAGUCACCAAGGACCAGAAAACUUUACCAGUCUGUAAGUAUGUUGUCUCUGUGCAUACUGGCGAUCGCUGGGGAGCAGAGACUUUUGCAAAUGUUUAUAUCACUCUCUAUGGCAAAAGAGGGGACACAGGUGUGAGGAAACUUCAUACAUCUUUAACAAAAGGAAGAAAAUUUCAAAGAAAUAAGGUGGAUUCAUUUUUGGUGGAAGCUGUUUCUCUGAGUCAUUUGCAAAAAGUGGUCAUAGGACAUGAUGGAGAAGGCUAUGGGGCAGGGAUGUACCUCAAGAUGGUAACAGUCAAAGAAUCACAAGAUUCAGACAAAGAAUGGGUCUUUCCAUUGUGGAAUUGGCUUGAUACUCAUUUGGGCUUAUGUGAGACUGUUUGUGAGAUUGUAACAAUUGGUAGAAGAUUGACUCUUAGUCCUAAACCACCUGAAAUCAACAUGAAAUCAUCAGGUCUCUGGACAAUGGUUAUCACUGGGUCUGACUUGAGCAAUGAGGAGGAUCCAAUACGCCUUUCUUUUAUCUUCUACGGCAAUCUGAGUUGCAAAAAGUUACCGCUUCAAGUCACGGGGAAAACAAUGUGGAUCAAAGAUGAACUGGCAGAUAUUGGCUCAAUAUACAAAGUUCAGGUAACUGGCCCACAUAGUGAGCUAAAACAGCCAUGGCACUUAGAUUUACUGCAUAUGAAACACACAGGCACAAAGGAAGAGAUGUAUUUAGCUUUUGACUGCUGGUUCAACCCCAAGGAAGACAAAUGUGUGGAACUGCCGGCUCUCUAUGCAGAUCAGGAACCUUUGCCUGUUGUGGAAUACACAAUCCAUUUGCACACGGGAGACUUGAAGAAAGCAGAUGCCACUGGUGAGGUUUAUCUUUGUAUACAAGGAGAAAAAAGUUACUCCGGGAAACGAUGGCUUAACUCGAAAAAGAGUCUGAUCACUUUGGCAAGAGGGCAGGUGGGUAUUUUCAAAAUCAAAUCAGUAUACCUUGGCAAGUUGAAUCAAGUUCUGGUUGGAUUUAAAAGUCCAAAAAAAGAUGAGUGGUUCUUGGAAAAAAUUGUUAUAAAAGAAGAUUUCUACCCUUUUUCUGUGCAUGUUUUUGUUCACAACGGCUGGAUAAAUAAACGCUCCAAGAAAGAUUUUGUAGAAGUGGCAAUUCCACUCAAAGAAACAUCUGUGACAUCUCUUCUUGUGAAAAAUUUUGAUAUGAAAAGCAGAGGACGAUGGCAAACAUGGGUGCACUGUACACAAGUACCAGAAGAUUUUCCUGACAUUCAAAUUGUUGCAUUUGGUAGAAAAGGGAAAUCCCCUGCACAGAAAGUUCAAAAUCUGAGUGAUAAUCCUUUUUUGUUGACUGUUGGUGAUAUUGGAGAUAUAACAAAACUUUCCUUUAUAUUGUCCGGUCCAUCCCUGAGAAGAGGAAUUAAACUUCACAAGCUUCAGCUAAAAGACCUGGAUACUAAACAAGAGUUGGGCUUCCAUACUGAAGCCCCAUAUCUGUUUGGAGAAGAUGGAUCUGAGACUGUGACAGAGCUAGCAGCAGUCAGGCCAGACAAGCCACCACUCAGGGAAGUCCUUUACUCGAUCAGUGUUCAUACGGGAACAUUGCCUGCAUCAGAGACUGAUGCAAAUGUAUUUAUUACAGUAUUUGGAGAGCAGGGAGACUCCUGUAAAAGGCGACUAAGGCACUCGAAUUUUGAGAGAGGACAGGUUUGUAUUUCUGAAAUGAGAGCAGUAGACCUUGGACAGUUAAGCAAAGUCCUUGUUGAGCACCACAAUGUGGGUUAUGGAGCUGGAUGGUACCUGGACCAAAUUGUCAUCCAUGAAUCAGGCAAGGCUGAUGACCAAUAUGUAUUUCUUUGCCAACAAUGGUUAGACAGUGGAGUUGGUGAUGCACAGAUGAAACGAACAUUGAAACUUCUUGGAAAAGUCUGGAAUGGAAUGUUGACAGGAAAGAUUUAUGGGACUUGGGAUGUCCUUGUUACAACAAGUGAUAUUUCUUCUAAUUGCAUGAACCCUAAAAUGUCUCUAACUGUAUGUGGUGAAAAAGGAAGCUGUACUUCAGUGAUGUUCCCCAAAGGAUCCCUUAAAAAAGAACAGAUUUAUGAGACUUCUAUUGAACUAAGUAAGAAAUUUAAUACUAUAUUCAAAGUUCGCUUAGAAAUUGAAGAAGCUGGAGAAGGAGAAACUUGGCAUUGCCGUGAGGUAAAGCUUCAACACAGAGAAAGUAAAAAUAUUCUAGAAUUUCCAUUUUGUCACAACUUUGCUGAUGAAGAAGGAGGAAGAGUGACUGAGCUUCCAGUUCUCACAGCAGGAUCUCCUUUUCCAGCAGUGAAAAGCUAUGUUCUCUACAUCACCACGGGUGCUACCCCUGGGUCAGGAACAGAUGCAGAUGUAUAUGUCAUGCUGCAAGGCCCAUUGGGAGAUACUGGCAGAAGAAAGCUGAUCAGAAAAGGAGAUGACAAUUUCACUAAAGGAAAGGUGGAUGUUUUUCAAGUGGAAGCAGUAGAUGUGGGGAUUCUGCAAAGGAUGGUGGUUGAAAAAGGGAAAGGUUCUGACUGGCUACUGGAGAAGAUUAUUGUGAAAGAAUCAGCAUCUUCAGGGACUGAAACAUUGUUUAUGGCUCAUACAUGGCUUAAAGACAGACAUGAUGGAAAAAGAUCUGCCUCAGUAGCUCUGAAUGCCACAGGUCAAUACUAUCUUCAAACUAUCACUUGCUAA
This is a messenger RNA of Corapipo altera (White-ruffed manakin), 6063 nucleotides long. RefSeq names its product lipoxygenase homology domain-containing protein 1-like. Bases 1 to 6063 code for a protein of 2020 amino acids. Lineage: Eukaryota; Metazoa; Chordata; Aves; Passeriformes; Pipridae. The record is from RefSeq and is a predicted model, not a curated record. The transcript is spliced from 43 exons. Gene Ontology annotation, molecular function: protein binding.